This is a messenger RNA of Drosophila navojoa, 1230 nucleotides long. It is a transcript of the gene Gr94a, whose product is annotated as Gustatory receptor 94a. Gene Ontology annotation, biological process: sensory perception of taste. Gene Ontology annotation, cellular component: membrane. The record is from RefSeq and is a predicted model, not a curated record. NCBI's taxonomy places the organism in Eukaryota, Metazoa, Arthropoda, Insecta, Diptera, Drosophilidae.
AUGGGCUUUCUGGGCAUACGUCUAUCGCGUCAGCCGAUUCAUGGCAAAGGUAAACUGGUACAUGCUUUGCUCAUUAUCCUCAUCAUUAUGUUAACGUGCUUUGGACUGUUUGCCAAUCGGUUUACGUUGCGGGGCCGACAGCGUUUCGUCUUUUCGAAGAAAAUAUUGGCGUAUGCCAUGAUGGUGACAGCGAUAUUUACGAGCAUUUACGUAAGACAGAUAUACAAGGAUUAUAUGAACUCGGAUCUCAAUCUACGGGAUGCUGUCAAGCUAUAUAGCUAUAUGAAUAUCACGGUGGCGACUAUUAACUUUUUCACCCAAAUGAUAAUGAGCAAAACGGCUGGCGAAAUGAUGAGCACAGUUCCCUUAUUUCAGACAUUGAACGAGCUGCAUAUCGAGAGUGGAGCGAUAAGGAAGUCCGUAAUGUUGGCGUUAAUUAAAGUACUGGGAUUUCCGCUAGUUCUGGAGAUUGCCUUGGUCAUGCAACAGAGGCGAAAUGAACCGGAUGCCCAUUGGACCUGGACUCUCUACAAGUUGUUUCCAAUGAUUAUAUCAAACUUUUUAAACAAUUGCUACUUUGGUGCCAUGAUCAUAGCGAAGAACAUCGCCGAAGCCGUCAAUGAUAGGCUGAAAAUGGUUGUCGACCAGGUGAAUUCUAUGCAAAUGCCGAUAAAUAGAGAGCACUAUUCGAAAUACUACUGCAUACAGAGGUACUGCACCUUAGCGGAUGAGCUUGAUGACCUGGCAAUCAAGUACAAGAUUAUAUGCGUAAAGAGUACCGAGUAUAUGGCUCUAAUGUCGCUCUCGAUAAUUCUAUCGUUGAUUUGUCAUCUGCUCGGCAUUACGGUUGGAGUUUUUAAUCAAUACUAUGGCAUAGCCGAGUCUGUCAUUGGAGGCAAGCAAUUCGAUGGAUUUGGUGCACUCAUCAAUUUAGUUUUUCUAACUAUAUCAAUUUUGGAAAUAGCCCUACUGACUUAUGUGAGCAAUGACAUCCUACUUGUAAUUCGAACCACGGGCUCCUCUCUGCAAGAGAUCAAUUUACAAAAUGCCGAUUGGCGAUUUCGACAAAGUGUUCACGCAUUCGCCCUUCAAAUCAAUACAAUCAAAUAUAAAAUCAAGCCCAUGGGGUUGUUCGAAAUGGAUAUUUCUCUCAUGACUAGUGUGCUCUCAGCUGUAGCCAGUUUUACGCUUAUACUCGUCCAAUCCGAUCUCUCCCAGCGGUUCAAGUAG